Molecule: messenger RNA, 6244 nt
Organism: Colletes gigas
Lineage: Eukaryota; Metazoa; Arthropoda; Insecta; Hymenoptera; Colletidae
Product: proton-coupled amino acid transporter-like protein pathetic
Exons: 5
Coding region: 754-2256 (500 amino acids)
Biological process (GO): amino acid transmembrane transport
Cellular component (GO): vacuolar membrane
Molecular function (GO): amino acid transmembrane transporter activity
Source: RefSeq, a predicted model, not a curated record
GCUCCGUGGCCUCCCACAUGGAUCGUCAUUCCUAGUCGAGUCUCUUCGACGCUCGCGACGUUUCUCCAGCCCCGAUCGAGAGGGACCGAUCUCUGUUUUUCCAUGCACGUUUCAUCCGUGUGACGACACACGGUCCACGCGUCGCAGUCGCGUGUCCGAUUCCAUUCGAACAGCAAUCGAACGCGAAACCCGUUCCCCCCUAGUUGUUUACCCUCUCCCCUCGGAAGCUCCGUCUAUUCAUUCCUCCCCCACCCUCGGUUGUAUCCUUUGGCUCGUGCAAUACAUCCCCCGAGCGGUCAAGUGACAGAGGCAGGGGAGAAAGCGCGAACGAAAGUCGGAGCAAGGAAAGGAGAAGGAUCAGUGCGAGCUAGUACGUCGACAGGGUCGGUUCGUUGAAAGAGAAAAGUAUAUACGGGCACGUUUGUAGCGUUUUUGGGGUACAAAGGCCCGGGCUGUGGUACACGCGGUAUCCCUCUGGGGAUAUAUAUAUAUAUAUAUACAUAAAUUCGUUAGCACAGCACCGUGUUUGGAUUGGUGCUCGUGCGUGUGGAUAUACCACGACGUUCCGUUCAGAUCGCCAAAAGUGAAUCGGACGAACCGGCGUAGCGGGAGAGGAGACUUCGACCGCCGACCGUUUACGAUCGACCAGAGAAACUCGCUCGUUUAGAGCGCGAAUAAACGCGCAGCUUGCCAGAAGGCUCCUUCUCACGAGCGAUUUCACGCGCGGCACGAAACCGAGCUUUUUAAACGACGAUGUCGCACAAGAUGCAGAGCCAAGGAGCGCCAGUUCACGGGGGCAAAUUUCAGAGAACACCAAUGCGCCCAAUGAUAGCGGAAUACGACCCAAAGAAGCACGGUGUGAAAACAGAACUCACAGACAUGGUUCUCGUCAAAUACAAGUGCGAGAAAAAUGAGGUACCGAUUACCGUCACGAACGGCUCGACGUUGCCGCUCGUGGAACGACCCAACGACGAGGAGUCGGCCCUCUACAAUCCGUUCGAGCACAGGAAGCUCGCCCAUCCGACCUCUGACCUCGACACCCUGAUCCAUCUGCUCAAGGGCAGCCUGGGGACCGGCAUUCUGGCGAUGCCGAUGGCCUUCCGCAACGCUGGUCUGCUAUUCGGUCUGUUCGCCACCUUCUUCAUCGGGGCUGUUUGCACCUACUGCGUCCACAUACUGGUCAAGUGCGCCCACGAACUCUGCAGGCGGAUGCAGACACCUAGUCUGGGGUUCGCGGACGUCGCCGAGGCGGCCUUCCUCGUCGGCCCCGAGCCGGUGCAGAAAUACGCUCGGCUAGCAAAGGCAACCAUCAACUCGUUCCUCGUGAUCGACUUGAUAGGUUGUUGCUGCGUGUACAUAGUCUUCAUCUCGACCAACGUGAAGGAGGUGGUCGAUUAUUACUCGGAGUCUAAUCACGAUGUACGGAUUUAUAUGGCGGCUUUGUUGCCAUUGUUGGUCGUUUUCUCCCUGGUGAGGAACCUGAAGUAUCUGGCGCCAUUUUCCAUGGUCGCGAACGUUCUGAUCGCCACCGGGAUGGGCAUCACCUUUUACUACAUCUUCAGUGAUCUACCGAGCAUCAGCGAUCUACCAAACUUUUCGAGCUGGUCUCAGUUGCCUCUGUUCUUCGGCACCGCCAUCUUUGCUCUGGAAGGCAUCGGUGUUGUGAUGCCUCUGGAGAACAACAUGAAGACCCCCACGCACUUCAUCGGUUGCCCCGGGGUCCUGAACACCGGCAUGUUCUUCGUGGUGCUGUUGUACAGCACCGUCGGUUUCUUCGGUUACUGGCGAUACGGUGAGAACACGCAGGCUUCGAUCACACUGAACCCUGAGCAAGACGAGAUCCUGGCCCAGGCGGCGAAGCUCAUGAUCGCCGUCGCCAUUUUCCUCACCUACGGUUUGCAAUUCUACGUACCCAUGGAGAUCAUUUGGAAGAACGCGAAGCAAUACUUCGGCUCGCGUAAGCUGAUCGCCGAGUACGGGAUCCGUAUAUGCCUGGUGAUCUUCACCGUGGGCGUGGCGAUCGCCAUUCCGAAUCUGGGCCCGUUCAUAUCGUUGGUGGGUGCCGUUUGUCUGUCCACGUUGGGCCUGAUGUUCCCGUCCGUGAUCGAACUCGUCACCGUUUGGGAUCAAGAGAACGGUCUCGGCGCUUUUUAUUGGAGACUCUGGAAGAACCUGGCGAUCAUCUCGUUCGGCGUGUUGGGCUUCCUGACCGGCACCUACGUGAGCAUCCAGGAGAUCCUCGAGGAGAAGAAAUGAAGCGCCGGGUUCGAAGGAGCUGCGGUGCGACGGAAUAAUCGCUCAGCGCGUACCACAGAUGCCGGCGUGUUCGACACCUUCCGCGCUCCACGGGAGCGGGCUCGUCGAACGACCAGGACGACGACGACUAGGACGGUGGGAUAUGCCGCCGCCGCCGCUGGAGCAUCCAGGACGAGUUACGCGGCCACGCGAGCUCCGAACUACUAGCUUCGUCUCGCUGCUUCUCUUUCCACAUCGGUAGUACGACGACCGUACCGACGACGAAGACGUCGCGUAGAUGGGCCUUACCCCCCUAUAAAACAGCCCACAUUGAGUUUUUCAUACUAUCCUUUUCGUUCUUUUUCUUCUUUUAUAAAUCGUAGACAGAGAGUUAGUCGUUACGCGUGGAAAGGUGUUCGUGUAUCCGAACUAUUGUAUCCGUGAACGUCCGCUUUCCUUCGUUCCGUAGUUCUAGGUACACAACUCCCACUCGUACUCCGUACAAUGUUGAUUCACUAUAAACGAGAAAAACUUGUUUCUUACGAAUGAGUCCAUUUCUUCGUGCAUCAAAUUAGAAUCAAAUCGACGGUCGUGCCACGUUGGAAACACCAGUGGAAGCUGCAGUUGGGGAACCGACCACGUUCUAUCGGAAUUAUCGUUAUUGUACACAGUUUAUAUUAUACUUCUCUAACGGUUAAUAUUAAAAGAAAGAACGAAAAAAAAACUAAACACAGUGUAAUAAAAAGAACAUUUGAUAAAAAUAAAUGGAGAACAUUCAUAAGAGACAAGUUUCUUUUCAUUUAUAGCGAAUCACCGCUAUAGUGUACGAAUACGAGUGGGAGUAACAGUACGUACGCGUAAUAGAUGAUACACGAGUAGUACAGUUAUCCGUUUUUCUUAGCGUUUGCAUUAGUCAUCCGGCGGGACAAUUGCAAAACUGUCCACGGACGUCAUUCCGUUUCUAAACCACUUGUACACGAACUCCUUUCGACGUAGCUUCGUUUUUUCCCCGCAAACUCGUGUAACCGAAAUAUGUAUCGUAUAGAAGAAUAACGGGCUUGACGUAUGCGUUUAGAGAUGCAUCGAUCGAUCUUCGCCGAUCUGCGUCAGAGUCGUCGCUGCUGACGUCGCGCCGUACAACGCCGUACGCCAUAACGCGCGGUAAGAAUCAUUAAUGUCUGCGUUCCACUUUGAUCCGGUGCUCCAAACGGUCACUUACAUUUCACGGAGCAAAUAGAUCCCGGAAGUCGAUCGAUUAUCGGAGAUCCAGUGAACCAGUUCGUACGCUGAAUAUUUUAUCCUCCGGUUAAUCUUGGUUUAUAUAGAGUCGAUCGUGCAACUUAUUCGCCCAUAUUAUUUUUGUCACGAAGAGGAAAUUACAUGGUUUAGAGACAAACCAUUUCAACCUCGAUAAAUUCUGAUCUAAGGACGACGAGAAAAUUUAAAGAAACUGUCACAUUUUUUUUGAUUGAUAAGUAGAAUCCUCGACGCGUUCGAAUCUGUAGAACCUAAUUUUUACGUGCGCGUCAUUAAUGAGCUUUAUCGCGCGUCAGUGUACGUUGGAGCGAUUAACCGAGCAAAAGUCAAUGGCACAACAUGGCUCGGAGUACCCCGGAUGUUCAGAGACGAGUAUUAAGGACGUGGAUAGAGGCGCGCUCUUUUCCUCCCCUCCUCUUUUAUUAUUUAUUCGCGUUGAACGAAGUUUUUUUUUUUCAUCGAUUUUUAACAAACUCUCACAACUGCGGGACGGUUUUUCUUUUCUAGUAGCUUGCGUACGCGUCGUACGGGUAUAGAUAUGUAAAUUAUACUUAAGCGUCGUUUUUACCUACGAACAGAAGACCGUUCGCGUAUAUAUAUAUAUAUAUAUUUUUUUUUUUUGCCUUAAAGUGUGUUCGUUCAAAUUUGCCGCGACGAGAGAACGAUUUGUAAGAUAAAAGGUUUCGUCGGGCGAUCGUCGGAUCGAUCGCGUGUGUACGUCAAUCGUCGAAGAGAGAUCUAAUACGUGUUUGUCGAUUGAAAUUCAAGUCGAGAUCGGGAGCCUUUUAAACUUGGGAAUCGAAUUGUCGGUGAUGUAACCGUCGAUGAUAUUCGCGAUUGGACAUAUUCCGAGGAUAACUUUGUUCCCUAUCGGGCGAAGUGUUCUAGUUAUUACGAUACCCAUUAACGCUUCGACCGCCAUGUUGGUCAAUCGACGGUGACGCUGCGAUUUUUUUAAUUGUAAGGCCCCGCGUGCUAAAGUUUUAUCUUAGUAGUGUAAUAUUAGGACGAAACAAAGUGAUAUUUUUAGUUUUUAAAGGCAAGUUAAAACCACGAAGCUUGUAAAGUAAUAUUUAUUAGAUUAAACAAAAUUUUCGUAUUAAAUAUUUCGGAUUUGUACUCGCUAUUUAUUGCAGAACAUACGUUCACGGAGAGAACGCGUGCAGUUGAACGAAUAACCAAAAGUUGGAAAACCAAGGGCUACCGUGUGAUAUCAUGUUUUUUAAAGAAUGGCCGUUCAAAAUUACGCUGGAAAUUGAUCGAAAAUGGCAACGGUGAAUCAUGAAAAAUGUUAGGACGGCGGCCAUCGCGAAAUUAGCUUGGUGGUCGGCGCGUUAACGGACAGUUCGAUUCUAUUGUACGAUAUUGGAUAAGCGUGAACGUUUAGUCUCCAUCGACGUAAUCGAUCGACGUAACUCCGAUGGAAACUGCCGAUCUGUUCCUAGUGCCUUGUUGCACAAAACGAAAAAACGUACAAAAAUGGUUACUAAUUAAGGGUAAGAGGCAGAAUGGUACGUAGGUGUGAGAAUAUCGUGAUGCACCGCUUGCUAGUCUGUAAGGAGUUUUAGCGAGAGACACCGACGCGUCGUUGGCGUCAACGCGCGAGAUUAAGAAGCUAAUUGCAUCUAUAACCUGACACCGAGAAGGUCGAUUCUGACGGAUUUGACGUCGAGGGACGAUAAAAGUGGGAGGGUGUCAAGGCCAAUGUGCUCAUCUAACGAAAAUUUCUUAUUUUUCUAUCAUCGAAUCGCUUAGUUGGACGAACAUUUCGCGGGACAAUUACGGUAAACUGACGAAAAGAAAACGAAAGGAGAGAAUAAACGAAGAGUCCAAAAGUCACGGAAUAGUACAAAAAGAAAAAAAAGAAAAAAUAAAUAAGACUCGUACAAUUGCUUUCUAUUUAGUCGGAUAAUACGCAAAAAUUUUUUAGCACAGCCUUCGUUGUUCUUAAAAAACUGUUUCUAUCAUUCCGAGGACGCGUGUUUUGUGAUGUCAAAGCGCCCACACGCAGCGAGAAAAGUGCCGACCAUUCGUUCAGACUAUUUUCGAUCGUUGUUCUGACGUGGAACCGCGCGUCACUACUAUUUGUACAAUUCGUUCUCGCUUCGAGACACCGGAAUUUUAGUGCCUUGGUUCUCUUUCGUCUCACGAGAAUCGUAAAGAUUAAGACGGUGGCGUGUUGCAUAGCGACGAACAGACGUACGAUAUCGUACGACCACGUUCGGAGGACAAUAAACCCGGAUGCACGGUAGUUAUUGCCAUUUUCGUCGUCGCCGUUGCAGACAAGCGUUUUAGAAAAAAAGUUUAGAAAAAGAAACUGCUCCUCGUCGGACCCCAGGAAACUGCUGAAUUUCUGCCAAGCUUCAUCCAUGUUUCACCAUACUUCUAUACUCGUCCAUUCUUUAUCCAUCGAUGGUUUUUCUUUUUCACGUAUCUACACGUAUACACAGACACACGGACAGCCCAGACGAAUAGUCUCUACCAUAUUGUACGAUGACUUAUAUUUUUCGAACAAGACCUUCAGAAACGUGAGCCUCAAUUUUUUGAGGUGUCGCAAUUUGUGGAAAUAUACAUGCCGUUUCGCUGCUUUUGUACUUCGGACUUCCAUGAUCGAUCGCACAUGCGCGUACUAUGUGGCAAUGGUUGCCGCGCAAUGAUAUAUCGUUUCACGUGCACGCUGUCAAUUUGUCAGUCAUUGUACCAAACAAUGUUGCGAUAUUUAAUACACGAUGAAUCGAUUUUGCAAAAGUAA